Molecule: messenger RNA, 590 nt
Organism: Vavraia culicis subsp. floridensis
Lineage: Eukaryota; Fungi; Microsporidia; Pleistophoridae
Exons: 1
Coding region: 43-528 (161 amino acids)
Biological process (GO): translation
Cellular component (GO): cytosolic large ribosomal subunit; ribosome
Molecular function (GO): structural constituent of ribosome
Source: RefSeq, a predicted model, not a curated record
CCGCACGAUAAAAUUUUUACUUCAUUUUUGCACCCCUACCCAAUGACUAGCAGCAAAGGUUACAGAAGACAAACACGCAAAAGGUUCUCACAGCCGUUCCGCAAGCACGGCAUGCCAAAUAUCUCUACGUACCUCACCACAUAUAAACGCGGUGAUUACGUUGACAUAAAGGUAAAUCCUGCCGUGCACAAGGGUAUGCCCCACAAGUAUUACCACGGUUUGACGGGCAAAGUGGCAGUUGUGCACAAGAAUAGCUUGACAGUGCGAUGCACACGCCGAUUCGGUAAUAAGCGAGUGCACCGGAUGGUUGUCUGCAGGGUUGAACACCUCAGAAAGAGCAAGUGUGACAUGGAAUUUAACGAGAGGAGGAAGAUAAACGAUGAAAUGAGAAAACAAGCCGAGGAUGAGAACAGGAUGGUUGGCAGCAUGAAGCGUGUCCAGAAAGGAUCAAGAGAAGAGUUCUUCAUUGGGUUAGAUGGAAAUGAGCCGGUUGAGCUGAAGAAUGAACCUUUCAUUAGCGUUUAUUAAAUUUGCGUAUUGAGUUACUUGUGUGGUUUGCGUGUGUUAUACAGGAGUAAACAUGUUAUCGG